Molecule: messenger RNA, 1518 nt
Organism: Salvelinus namaycush (lake trout)
Lineage: Eukaryota; Metazoa; Chordata; Actinopteri; Salmoniformes; Salmonidae
Product: neuronal acetylcholine receptor subunit alpha-3-like
Exons: 9
Coding region: 133-1518 (461 amino acids)
Biological process (GO): chemical synaptic transmission; monoatomic ion transmembrane transport; regulation of membrane potential
Cellular component (GO): neuron projection; postsynaptic membrane; synapse
Molecular function (GO): transmembrane signaling receptor activity; acetylcholine-gated monoatomic cation-selective channel activity
Source: RefSeq, a predicted model, not a curated record
CUCCUCCCUCCAGACUGCUUCUCCUCUAAAGGGGAGGACAGGUUGUUCAGGAGGCUGUUCCGGAGUUACAACCAGUUUAUCAGGCCGGUGGAGAACGUCUCAGACCCCGUCACCGUGGAGUUUGAGGUUUCCAUGUCACAGCUCGUAAAAGUGGAUGAAGUGAAUCAGAUCAUGGAGACAAAUCUGUGGCUGAGACACAUCUGGAACGACUACAAACUGAGCUGGGCCCCAGUAGAGUUUGAUGGGAUUGAGUUCAUCAGAGUUCCAUCCAACAAGAUCUGGAGACCUGACAUAGUGCUUUAUAACAAUGCUGUGGGAGACUUCCUGGUUGAAGAUAAGACCAAAGCUCUGUUGAAGUUUGACGGUACAGUCACCUGGGUUCCCCCCGCCAUCUUUAAGUCCUCCUGCCCCAUGGACAUCACCUACUUCCCCUUCGACUACCAGAACUGCUCCAUGAAGUUUGGCUCCUGGACCUACGACAAGGCCAAGAUCGACCUGGUGCUCAUUGGGUCAAAGGUCAACCUCAAAGAUUUCUGGGAGAGCGGCGAGUGGGAGAUCAUCGAUGCUCCAGGCUACAAGCACGACAUCAAGUACAACUGCUGCGAGGAGAUCUACCCAGACAUCACCUACUCCUUCUACAUCAGACGCCUGCCUCUCUUCUACACCAUCAACCUCAUCAUCCCCUGUCUCCUCAUCUCUUUUUUAACAGUCCUGGUCUUCUACCUGCCCUCCGACUGCGGAGAGAAGGUGACCCUCUGUAUCUCUGUCCUCCUCUCCCUCACUGUGUUCCUUCUGGUGAUCACUGAGACCAUCCCGUCCACCUCCCUGGUCAUCCCCCUCAUCGGGGAGUACCUCCUCUUCACUAUGAUCUUUGUCACCCUCUCCAUCGUCAUCACCGUGUUCGUCUUGAACGUCCACUACCGUACACCAAUGACCCACACCAUGCCGGGCUGGGUCAGGUCCGUCUUCCUCAGGGUGCUACCAAGAAUCAUGCUGAUGAGACGGCCCAUAGACCAGGACGGCAAGGCCCUCUGUUCAGACAGCGGGGAGGAGCGAGGAGCAGGAGGAGGAGGAGGAGGAGGUGGAGGAGGGAAAGGAGGAAAGAAGAGAAAGAAUAGUCUGACGCAGGGAGGGAACUGCCUGGAGUUCGGAGACAACAAACUGACUGAGGGAGGAUGUGGAGAAAGAGGGGGAAAGAAGUGCCCUUGCCCCUGCCAACAUGGGAAGGAGACCCCAGAGACAACAGAUCCGGGGAAACUGAGCCGCCAGCUGAGUCCUCAGAGCAUCAACACGGUGGUGGCCUUCUCCGUCCUGUCCCCGGAGAUUAAACAGGCCAUCGAGAGCGUCAAGUACAUCGCCGAGAACAUGAGGAGCCGCAACAAGGCCAAAGAGGUGGAGGAUGAUUGGAAGUACGUUGCCAUGGUGAUAGACAGAAUCUUCCUGUGGGUGUUUGUGACGGUGUGCAUCCUCGGAACCCUCGGCCUCUUCCUGCAGCCUGUCAUUGGCUUCCUGUCAUAA